UACUCCCGUUGCUUCCGCGCGCAAUGACUUUCAAAGUGCUCAAGCUAGCAAGCCAAAGAAGAACACAUUGGUAGGGAAACCUGGGUGGGUAGCUAACCGUUAGCUAGCUAGUCCAAGCAGAAAUUCGACUUGAGGACUGGGAAGUGUCAAAUAAACUGAACCCUGCCGGUUAGCUUGAUUUCGAUAUACGAUUAUGAAAUAACGUUGACUUUUGGCGACACAAGUGAAUCCAUAUUGGAGUGUGUUUCCUUCCUCCACUCCCACAGUGAACAGUAAUGAUUCAGUAGGUGUCCCGGUGGAGCAUUGGGAGACAGCAGGCAGGAGGACGACAGGAUGCUGGAGGUAGAGGAGGCAGGCCCAGCGGGGGAGGAGGGAGAUGAGGAGGUGGGGGGCAGUGACCUGAGAGCUGAGGUGGUGAGGCUGAAUUUGGAGCUCCAGGAGGCCAACGAGGAGAAAUUGCAGGCGGCCCGGUAUGGCCUGGUGGUGCUAGAGGAGAGCGCCGAACUGAAGAAGAAGCACACCCAGCUGGAGGAGGAGCACGAGACUCUCAAACAGGAGCUGCAGCAGCUUAAAGAGGCUCUGUCAGACUCUGUGACCAGCCACAAGCGUGCAACAGCAUAUGGGGAGACCCGGGAGGAGUGCCUGCUGGAGGAGACUGCCAGCAAGGAGGCUGCCAUGGCAACCAGCAUGGCUGAGUUGCAGGCCGAGUUACGGCAGACGCGCCUCGCUCUGGGCAACGCUCACGCUGAGAUAGACCGACAGGCCGGCCUCUCCUCUCAGCUAAAGAAGGAGUGUGAGUGUUCGGAGCUGGAGAAGGGCCACAUGAGGCAUGAGAUGAAGGAGUAUAAGGUGCGGGAGGUUCGUCAGCUCCAGGACAACAGUGAGCUGGAGGAGGAGAACACCUGUCUGCAGAAACAGGUGUCUGUACUCAAGGAGAACCAGGUGGAGUUUGAGGCGGUGAAGCUGGAGCUCACCCACAAGGAGGAGCAGGAAGAGGUUCUCCAGGCCCAGCUGGAAGAGGCGGCGCGGCUAAGGGAGAUCGCCGAGCGUCAGCUGGACGAGGCCUUGGAGGCCCUCAAGGAGGAGAGGGAACAGAAAAACACCCUGAGGAGGGAGCUCUCGGCCCUGACCCUCAACCCCUUCGACUCGGUCGGCCACAUGGAGAUGCAGCUGGAUGACAGUGGGGACAGUGGAGGGGGCCAGAGGAGCUCUGAGAACCAGGAGCACGAAAAGGAUAGUGGUUACAAUAACGGCCCGGGGUCUGGUUGCGCUCCUACUAACCCCAAGGCUAAUGGGCACGUCCAGCACUUCUCCACACCCAGGAACCGUGAUGUGUUCCUGAGGCCUGCGCCUGGCCUGGUGUCUGACCUGCUCAGCGAGUUGCACCUCUCUGACGGACAAAAACUCAAACAGCAACUCAUGCAGGCUGAGAGGGAGAAGACUGGUCUGGCCAACACGGUCCAGGACCUCCAGAGGCAGUUGGAGCUGUCUCAGCAGGCCUUCAGUGAGCAGGAGGACAAGGUGGGCUUCCUGACCCAGCAGCUGGAGGCUGUGCAGCUGCAGAAACACAUCCUGCCCCAGGAGAAGGCAGCAGGCGAUAAGGGGGACGGGAGCAUCAGAACCCUGGAGAACGGGGCGGCUGACUACGACUAUGAGCUGGACGUGAAGAGCACAGAGGUGCUGGAGGCCCGGAUGAAGGCGGCCAGCGAGGAGCUGCUGAAGCUGCGUGGGGAGCUGUCCCAGGCGGGGAAACGUUACUCAGCCCUGGAGCAGCGCUGCCGGCAGGAGAAGGAGAGGUGGAGGGGAGAGGCCCAUGAGCUGGCUGAGAAAAUCCGCCAGUGCAUUAAGUCCAGCCGGCAGGAUCAGGAGCGCAUCAGCGAGCUGGAGAAGGAGAUCGGAGCGACGAGGAAAGUGGCUACUGAUUCUGAGGGUCAUCUCAGUGUGGCACAGGAGGAGCUGCUGGCCUUCUCUGAGGAGCUGGCCAACCUCUACCACCACAUCUGUGUGUGCAACAACCUCACGCCCAAACGCGUCACCCUGGAUUACUACCGCGACGGGGCCAGGGUCCAGUCAGGGGGGAGUGGAGGGAAGUCCAACCACCUGCACCCCCACCCCCAUCAUGGACGUAACAAGCGACGCUCCAAUGAGUUGUUUGCGAAAGCAGUGCACGGAGGGGAUGGAGACAGUAGGCCUGGUACUCCCCAGGAUUCCCGUGACAACUCCCCCUCACCACGCUGCUCCUCCCCCGCCCCAGUCUGCCCCAGCUCCCCCACCAUGGACUUCAGGGACCCCUCCAAUGUUUGCAAUCUGGUGGCUGUCAUCCGCUGCCAGAUCAAACACCUCCAGGUGGCGGUGGACCUGUGUCGCCAGAGGGGUACGUUGCCCUAUUCGGGAGGGAUCAGCUGUGGAGGGGAGCUGGAAAGCGAGGCCCUCAUGGAGGAGGUGCUGAAGCUCAAGUCUCUCCUCAGCACCAAGAGAGAGCAGAUCGCCACUCUGAGGACGGUCCUCAAAGCCAACAAACAGACGGCAGAGUUGGCUCUGAGCAACCUGAAGACCAAGUAUGAGACCGAGAAGAGCAUGGUGUCUGAGACCAUGGUGAAGCUGAGGAACGAGCUCAAGGCCCUGAAGGAGGACGCUGCCACCUUCUCUUCACUGAGGGUCAUGUUCGCCAGCAGGUGUGACCAGUAUGUCACCCAGCUGGAUGAGAUGCAGAGACAGCUAGCAGCGGCAGAGGAUGAGAAGAAGACCCUGAACUCCCUGCUCCGCAUGGCCAUCCAGCAGAAGCUGGCCCUGACCCAGCGCCUGGAGGACCUGGAGGCCCAUUUGUCUCCCCACAGCCUCUGCAGCAGCCCCCGCCGCGCCAGGGCUAAGGAGCUAGGCACCAAGACGGGCCGGAGCCCCCGCCGCAACAGCCCCCGCUCCAGCCCGGUCCUCACCAACAGCGUGCCCAGCACCGCCACCCACCACCUCCGAGCCCUCACCCGCAGCUUCCACACCAGCCCUCGGUGAAACCAGUCUUCCAUCAUGAUCACCCCAAUCCCCUACUCCUCCAUAAGGACCGUAUUCUCCAUGUUGACCUCCUGAAACAAACACCUUCCCUUCCUCCUGAAGUCAUCAUUCCUCCCAAGACCACCUCUUCAUCCCAGACCUUCUUACUCUACUCAUCAGACCCAGUGGACUGGCUGCUCCUAACAUAUCUCCCUACCUUCUGUAUGGACCAAAGAUGCCUACCUGCAUGCAACCAGUAAAGGAGUGUAAAAUAAGCAAAAAGGCUUUGAUUUUAUUUAUAAUAUUUUUUAUGAAGUAAAGGACUGUUUUCCUGACCGGCACAGUAUUAUUUAGCCUUUAUUUUUCAAACUGAAAAACGUUGAAAAGAAAAACCCUGUCCUGCUGUGUUCUCCUGCUGUUGAUGUAUAUUUAUGCAAGGUUAUAUAUUCCACUUUGAUGCUGCUGCAUGUCUUUUGACACUAGUGAAGACUUUUAGCCUAGCAACAUGACAAAGCCUGUCGGGAAACAGGCUUCUCCUAGGAGUGUCAGACCGCGUCCCCCUUUAGACAACCACUGCAUAGUCUGACCACCAUGGCGCCAUCUGAAAUGGCACCCUAUUCCCUAUAUAGUGCACUACUUUUGACUAGGGCUCUUAGGGAUUUGGUGAAAAGUAGUGCAGUAGGUAGGGAAUGGGGUGCCAUUUCGGACGUGUCCUAUGUCAACACAGGUUUCAUGGGCAUAAAAAAAUUAAAUGGCAGCCUUACUAACCAUAUUGAAAUACUAAACGCACAGGGAAGAGUGUUGACUCGCUCUUGUCUUGAUGUUUAUUUAUUCCUUUAGCUCAUUGCAUUUUCUACCGGCGGUAACUGUUAAAUCGUUGUCUUUAUCCUUUGACGUUCCUCACUGUUCGGCUUCGGCCUACCAGCCAUGCCCUUCAGUCAGGAGAUCAAUAUCACUGAUUUGAAACUACAAAGCCGUAGUCUCAGCAGUCAAGGUUAAUAUUACAGUUUAAUUAACUAGCUCAAAAACAUAUUUGGGAGAUAUGUGAUGAGCAUGCUUCAUUCCAAACUAUGCACAUAGUUCAGCAGAGCCUGUGUGAUAUCACUCCUGCUGAGACUGAAGACCCUGCAGACAUCUGUUCUUCAGGACCUCUGUGAAGGCUGGGCCUCUGAGGCUGAUGUUUCCAUAGAAAUAUAAUUAUUACUACAGGCAUCUAUUAAUUCUAAUUGUAUUGGAUGGUUCUCCUCUCUCCUGGCAGCAGAGCUGCAGUGGUCUUGGGCCUUCUUCUACAGGGGCCCUACAGGACCACACUGCCAGCCUCAUACAGUACAGGACCAAUGGGAUGACAGGACAGGAGCCGAGCAGCAGAUCCACAUAUGAUCAUAUCUAGUAGCCUAACCUAAAUGUUUUUUGGAGAUAGCCAUUUUUUGAAUAUUUAAAUAAGGAAAAAAGGAAGGCUGAAGUCAACUCCGUACAAUUGGGUUUCCGUCCUGUGUUUAGUGAAGGUCAAUACAUGAUGCUUAUUGGUGGUUCUAAUUUUUGUAAUAGUGCCUUGGUUUUACGGCUCCGGUCAGUUGAUUUUAGGCUAAAUCAUAUUUUAAAAUAUAAACGGUAUGAUUCAACACUGUUGAACUGAUGAGAUGUGUGUAGUGUAUUUGUUGUACAUUUAUUAUGGAGCUUUAUUUGUUUGAUUUUGAGGAAACUAAUAGGCUCUUUUUUGGUACAUCAUUGAGUAGUUUGAGUUUGUACAUUUUUAUGCCCUUUUCAUCCCCCAUUUUCUCACUUUCACCAAUGUGUUUGUACAUGUAUUCUAAAUGUAACUGAUCAUCAUACAACAUCAAUAUGUAUCAUGUGGACGAUGUAUCUUAUCUGUAAAUUGAUUUUGUGUCGAUAGAACCCAAAUGGUGUUCAUCAAUUUCUGUGUAUGUAAAGUAAGUUAAUUUUAUUGACCUGUGCACCACUUAUUGUGUGAUGGAGAAUAAAGCAACACCACUGUCUGUGUA
Coregonus clupeaformis (lake whitefish) is the source of this 4991-nucleotide messenger RNA. RefSeq names its product protein bicaudal D homolog 2. The record is from RefSeq and is a predicted model, not a curated record. Gene Ontology annotation, biological process: microtubule anchoring at microtubule organizing center; regulation of microtubule cytoskeleton organization; protein localization to organelle. Gene Ontology annotation, cellular component: Golgi apparatus; cytosol. Bases 334 to 3009 code for a protein of 891 amino acids. The transcript is spliced from 10 exons. Gene Ontology annotation, molecular function: cytoskeletal adaptor activity; dynactin binding; dynein complex binding. Lineage: Eukaryota; Metazoa; Chordata; Actinopteri; Salmoniformes; Salmonidae.